This is a messenger RNA of Emericellopsis atlantica, 1332 nucleotides long. RefSeq names its product elongation factor Tu GTP binding domain-containing protein. Gene Ontology annotation, cellular component: mitochondrion. Gene Ontology annotation, molecular function: GTP binding; GTPase activity; translation elongation factor activity. Bases 1 to 1332 code for a protein of 443 amino acids. The record is from RefSeq and is a predicted model, not a curated record. The transcript has 2 exons. Gene Ontology annotation, biological process: mitochondrial translational elongation. NCBI's taxonomy places the organism in Eukaryota, Fungi, Ascomycota, Sordariomycetes, Hypocreales, Bionectriaceae.
AUGUCGACGGCCUUCCGAUCGAUCGCCCCAUUCUUGCGCACCGCGCGCCAUGGCCUCAAGACCAGCAGCCCCCUUCAGUCGGCCUUGAGGACUCAGUCGACCGCGGGUCUGAGCCACGUCUACCGCACAUACGCCACCUACGAGCGAUCAAAGCCCCACGUGAACAUUGGUACCAUCGGUCACGUCGAUCACGGCAAGACUACUCUGUCCGCAGCCAUCACCAAGCGCCAGGCCGAGAAGGGCUUCGCCAACUUCCUCGAGUAUGGCGCCAUCGACAAGGCUCCUGAGGAGCGUGCCCGUGGUAUCACCAUCUCGACUGCCCACAUCGAGUACUCGACCGAGAACCGCCACUACUCCCACGUCGACUGCCCUGGUCACGCCGAUUACAUCAAGAACAUGAUUACCGGUGCUGCCAACAUGGACGGUGCGAUCAUCGUCGUCGCCGCCUCGGAUGGCCAGAUGCCCCAGACCCGUGAGCACUUGCUGCUCGCCCGUCAGGUCGGUGUCCAGAAGAUUGUCGUCUUCGUCAACAAGGUCGACGCCGUCGACGACCCCGAGAUGUUGGAGCUCGUCGAGAUGGAGAUGCGUGAGCUCCUGAACACCUAUGGCUUCGAGGGCGACGAGACCCCCGUCAUCAUGGGCUCUGCGCUCAUGGCCAUGCAGAACCAGAAGCCCGAGAUUGGUGCCAACAAGAUCGACGAGCUCCUCAAGGCCGUCGAUGAGUGGAUCCCCACCCCCCAGCGUGACAUGGCCAAGCCUUUCCUGAUGGCUGUCGAGGACGUCUUCUCCAUCUCCGGCCGUGGUACCGUCGUCUCUGGCCGUGUCGAGCGCGGUGUCCUCAAGCGUGAGGAGGAGGUCGAGAUUGUCGGCAAGGGCGGUGAUGUCAUCCGCACCAAGGUCACAGACAUUGAGACCUUCAAGAAGUCGUGCGACCAGUCUCAGGCCGGUGACAACUCUGGUCUCCUGCUGCGUGGUAUCCGCCGCGAGGACAUCAGGCGUGGUAUGGUCGUCACCAAGCCCGGAACCGUCAAGGCCCACAGCCAGUUCCUCACUUCCCUCUACGUCCUCACCAAGGAGGAGGGUGGCCGCCACAGCGGCUUCCACGAGCACUACCGCCCCCAGCUGUACCUCCGCACAUCGGACGAGGCUGUUGACCUGACCUGGCCCGAGGGCGUCGAGGACGCUCGCCACAAGAUGGUCAUGCCCGGUGACAACGUCGAGAUGGUUGCUACUCUUACUUACCCCAACGCUAUUGAGGUUGGUCAGCGCUUCAACGUCCGCGAGGGCGGUCGCACAGUUGCCACUGGCUUGAUUACGCGCAUCCUGAAAUAA